UCUCCUUGCUUCUCUCCCUUUCCACCCUUUCUUCUGGCCUGUAGUGGUUUGUAAAACUCACCACAGCACCUCCACAGGGCUUGUGAAAACCAAUGGAGCAAAUUUGUCUUCCCCCUUGGUGAUUACAAAUAGCAGUGAGAAAAGGAGCUGCAGCAGCCCCGGGAGCGGGGAUCUUGAAGUGGCACUCCAGACCUCCCUCCUGCACUGGGGGUGGCCCCUGGGCUGCUGCUGUGAAGAGGGUGGCAGGGUGGGCCGCACUGCCUGCCACACACGCCUUUCACUUUGUUCUUAAAGCUAGGGUGGAAAUUCUAUGAUGCAGAUGACUAUCACCCAGAGGAAAAUCGAGUGAAGAUGGGAAAAGGGAUUCCACUGAAUGACCAGGACAGGAUCCCAUGGCUUUGCAACUUGCAUGACAUUUUAGUAAGAGAUGUAGCCUCGGGACAGCAUGUGGUCCUAGCCUGCUCAGCUCUGAAGAAAGUGUACAGAGACAUCUUAAUCCGAGGAAAGGAUGGUGCACCUCCCAAGUGUGAUGAGCCAGGGAAGGAAGGAAAGCCAGCGGAGGUGAAGCUCCUUGUGGUCUAUCUGAGCGGGUCAUUUGAGGUCAUCUCUGAACGCUUACGCAAAAGAAAAGGGCAUUUUAUGCCCCCCGAGUUAUUGCAGUCCCAGUUCGAUACUCUGGAACCUCCAUCAGCUCCAGAAAAUUUUAUCCAAAUCAGUGUGGACAAAAGUCUUUCAGAGAUCAUUGCUAUAAUUAGAGAAGCUCUAAAAUGAAAUGUAAGUCGUUUCCUAUCCGUGGUCCAGACAGAAUUAGGCAUAAAUUUCUAUCCUAUCCCCGACCAAGUCCAGCAUCCUUGUUGGUACUGUAUUCUGAAUUCUAAUUAAGGUGAACAAACCACGAUGUUGAGA
Miniopterus natalensis is the source of this 906-nucleotide messenger RNA. RefSeq names its product IDNK gluconokinase (gene IDNK). Gene Ontology annotation, molecular function: gluconokinase activity. Gene Ontology annotation, cellular component: cytoplasm. NCBI's taxonomy places the organism in Eukaryota, Metazoa, Chordata, Mammalia, Chiroptera, Miniopteridae. The record is from RefSeq and is a predicted model, not a curated record.